This is a messenger RNA of Saprolegnia parasitica CBS 223.65, 1411 nucleotides long. RefSeq lists its product as hypothetical. The transcript has 4 exons. Lineage: Eukaryota; Oomycota; Saprolegniomycetes; Saprolegniales; Saprolegniaceae. Gene Ontology annotation, biological process: RNA 3'-end processing. The record is from RefSeq and is a predicted model, not a curated record. The coding region runs from base 29 to 1282 and encodes 417 amino acids. Gene Ontology annotation, molecular function: nucleotidyltransferase activity.
CCAUCAACAACACCUUCGAUCCACAGUCAUGGGCGCCAUCAACAGCGUGCGCCGCCUCACGAUCCAGACCAUUGGCCUCCUCGAGGCCUUAGAGCCGACGCCGGCCGAAGUCGCGCUCAAGGCCGAAGCCGUCGACGCGAUGCAGCGCCUCGUGCGGGCCAAGUGGCCGCACCUGCGCCUCUGCGCCUUUGGCUCGUCGCAAAAUGGCUUUGGCGGCGGCAGCAGCGACCUCGACAUUGGUCUCUUCUUUCUCGACCCCGCCAAGCUCGCAGCCCUCACGUGGAACGACCGCGUCCAGAUCCUUGCGAGCAUCGCGGGCACCCUCACGCACUCGGGCGGCCUGCAACUCGAGCAGUUUGUUUACAGCGCCCGCGUGCCGCUGCUCAAGUUUUGGGACACGCGCCGCAAGAUUGCCAUUGAUGUGACGGUCGGGAACCCGCUUGCAUUGGAAAACACCCGGCUCUUGCGGCAGUACGGCCAAGUCGACGCGCGCGUGCGCCCGCUCGUCUUUGCCGUCAAGCACUGGGCCAAGCAGCGCGGUAUCAACGACGCAUCGAAUGGCUCGUUGAGCUCCUACGCUUGGAUCAUGCUGGUCAUUUUUUACCUCCAGACGCGGUCGACGCCGAUUCUGCCGUGCCUUCCGACAGAGGCCUCCAGCAGCCUUGUCGCGGCGUGUCCGACGCCCGAGGCCAUGCCGUCGCGCUGCGGCCACGACUCGGUCGGCGCGCUCCUCGCGGGAUUUUUCCAUUUUUACGCGUGGGAUUUCGACUACCAAUCGACUGUUGUGAGCAUCCGGGCCGGCGUCGGCUUGCCCAAGAUUGGCAAGUGGGGCCUCGGUCUGGGCACGUGGCGCUUCUCGAUCGAAGACCCGUUCGACCUGGGCCAUGACGUCGGGCGCGUCAUCUUUCACCCCAAGGGUCAAGCCCGGCUCAACGACGAGCUGCGCCGCGCGGCGACCAUGGCGCUUGUGCCGGACGGCCAUCUCGAUGUCAUUUGCUCGCCGAUCGACGAGCAUACGUGCUUCAUCUGCAACGCGCGGACGCACAAGCCCCGGGAUUGCCCCGACAUGUGGCUGCCACCGACAGCCGCGGCGUCGCCCGUGUCGUCGUCGUCGUCGUCCACUGCUAGCUUGAGCUCGUGUGGCAAGUCGUCCAUGGUGGCGGCCAAGGCGUCGUCGCCGAAUUCGGUCAAGACCAAACCGCUCCAACUCGAGAGCAAGAAGCGACCCCGACGACGCACCCGCGCCAAGAGCACGCCCAAGAAAAAAAUGAUGCUCAUCUAGCUUACCGAGUCCGUGUCCGUGCCUUUCGAUGUGUCGUCGUCGUCGUCAUAUGCCUUUCCUAUUUACUACACCAAAUUGGAGUUUAAAAAUCCCCGUACCACUACAAACAAGAUCUGAUUUGACACAACG